GGAUUGUUUUUUUUUCAGUCCCAUGAACAUGAGCUCAAUAUUUAAUAGAUAAAAUUGUUAAGUGAUUCAAGACGUCAUUAUGCUAAGCCUAAAAAAUUGUAUUGUGGAGUGGGGUUCAAGCGAUUAACAUAUAGUAGGUUGAAUGCUCUUUUAUCCAAAACAGAAGAAGAUAUUGACAAGUGAUUGGCAGUGGGUGUAGAAAACAAUAAUAAAUAUUAAAAAAAAUAAAUAUAAUUAUGGCUUUUUUAGAGUGGCGGAAGUUUCCAUUUUUUAAUUUAAUAAGUAAUGUAGACGACGGCAAAAUAAAUAAUUUCUUUAAGGAAACAAGAAUAGUAACAGCUUCAAGUGGUAAUAAUUAUCUUGUAUUCAGUGAUACCCUUGGUCAAAUAUACUUAGUAUCAAGAACAUGGCAAAUAUUUGUAACUUUCAGGGCCUAUGAAAUAAGUACGGAAUUAACUUGGCAAAUAAGAAAUUCUCCAGUGUUAGUAACGAUUGGCCAAGAUGAACCGGGAAUAAACCCAGUGAUAAAAGUUUGGGAUACAAGUAGAUUGGAUAGAAAUGGUUCACCAUAUUGUUGUAGAAUUACUAGAGCUAUCCCUGGAAAUAGACCAAUACAAGCUAAUGUUUUAUGUGUACAUGAUAACUUGCAAAUUAUGGCUGUAGGAUUUGUGGAUGGUUCACUCAUUAUUUAUAGGGGCGAUAUUACUAGAGAUAGAAGUUCCAAGCAAAAACUUCUUAAAGCGGCAAAUUCAGCUAUCACUGGUUUGGCUUUUAAAACAACUGCUUCUAGUAUUCUGCUUUUUGUUGCCACUGAAAAUACAGUUAUUGUUUAUAACAUUACACAUAAAGACAAGGAACAAAAGUAUCAUUUGGAUAACAUUGGAAGCUCAAAAAAAUGUAGUGUUUUAGCAGAUUCUGUUCAAGAAAGUCAUUUUAUGAUAGGCAGAGAUGAUGCCGUUUAUUGUUAUACAUCUGAUGGUAGAGGACCGUGCUAUGCCGUGGAUGGUGAAAAGAUCAUGUUGGAAUGGUUUAGAACUUACCUUAUUAUUGUAUCAAAAACAACUCGCUCGGCAAAUUUAACAACUAUGCCUUCAGAAUCUUCUGUUAGUAAUAGUAUCUCCGAAACCAAUCUUCUAACUGUGUUAGAUAUACAUAACAAAUUUAUAAUUUUUUCUACAACUAUGCCUAAAGUCAAAGCUAUUCUCAAUGAAUGGGGAUCUUUAUAUAUUGUCGAUGAAAAUAACAUGGUUUAUCAUUUAGAUGAAAAAGAUUUACAAUCCAAACUUUCUUUGCUGUUUAAAAAAAAUUUGUAUGAUAUAGCAAUCAGGAUAGCUAAAAGUCAACAAUAUGAUUCUGAUGGUUUGGUGAAUAUUUUUGAACAAUAUGGUGAUCAUCUAUGUGAUAAAGGUGAUUUUUCUGGUGCGGUGGAACAAUAUAUAAAAACUAUAGGUAAACUAGAACCGAGCUAUGUGAUUCGGAAAUUCUUAGACUCACAACAUCUUGAAAAACUCACUAUGUACCUUCAUGCGUUACACAAGCAAGGUCAGGCGACAGAAGAUCACACCACGUUACUUUUAAACUGUUAUACAAAGUUAAACAACACCGCAGCACAAUCAGAUAGUUUGAAAGAAUUUAUUUUAUCUAGAGAUGGUGAUUUUAGCUAUGAUGUUGAUGUAGCUAUUAAAGUAUGUCGACAGGGUAGUCCAGCAGAAGCUUUAAUGUUAGCAAAGAAACACGAAAAACAUGAUUGGUAUAUAAAAAUUCAAAUAGAAGAUCAUCAAAAGUACCUUGAAGUUCUAGAAUAUAUAUCAAAUUUGAAAUUCGAAGAAGCAGAACAUUAUAUGCGCAAGUACGGUUCAAUUUUAAUAGAAAAUGCCCCUAACGAGAGUACCCAACUUUUAAAAAGAUUGUGUAGUAAUUACAAGCCUCUUAAUAGUCCUGUAGUAUCAGAAGCUAUAUUGGAAGGAACUUUUGAUGUUACUGUUAGAGCCGAUCCAGAGGAUUUCAUUCACCUAUUUCUGAAUCAUUCCGAACGUCUAGUGGAAUUCUUAGAACAUUUAAUGAACGAGGACUGUCAUCUGAGUACACCAGUAUAUAAUACGUUAUUAGAACAUUAUUUACACGUAUGGGCCGGUUUAGAAAACGUCGCAGAAAAAAAUAGAAUUUCUCAAAAGAUAUUGGAAUUGUUACAAAAUCCUGAUGUCAAAUAUGACAAAUCUCAAGCAUUGGUGGUUUGCCAUAUGCAAUCGUAUAGGGAAGGAAUUUUAUAUUUGUACGAAGAACAGAAAUUGUAUCAACAAAUAUUAAGGUAUCACAUCAGUAAUAAUGAUCAGAAUUCUGUAUUAACGUGCUGUAGAAGAUUUGGAAAUCAGGAUCCGUCACUUUGGGCACAAGCUUUUUGGUCUUGCAUUAGGGAUAGCAAAGAUCCAUCCCCAGAACUGUUGAAUGAGGUUUUGACCGUAAUAGCAAAGGAGAAGCUCUAUUCUCCCCAACUAGUCAUAGAUGCCAUUGGUACAGGAAAUGCAGAAAUCACUUUAGGUCACAUCAGAUCCUACAUAACGAACGAAUUAGAACAAGAGAAAAUGAAAAUUUUAGAAAUCGAGGAACUCACAUCGAGUUAUCGUAAAGACACAAAAAAUUUGAAAGAACAUUUGGAAAAACUUAAAAGCGGUUUAAUCGAAAUAAGAAUAUCCAGAUGUGCUGCUUGUCAUCAUUCUUUAGACCUACCAACUAUUCAUUUUUUAUGUGGACAUAGUUUUCACCAACACUGUUUUCAAAGCUUCUGUGACGACGAUCAUACCUGUCCAACGUGCCAACCUGAAAACAAAGCUCUUGUAGAAUUACUGAAAGCUAGAGAAUAUGAUAAGGAUUUGCACGAGACGUUCCAUUCACAAUUAGAAAAAGCUCACGAUGGUUUUUCGGUAGUAGCCGAUUAUUUAAGUAUGGGCGUCUUUAAUACUUAUAAGAUUAUAAGUGAUGAAACGAAACAAAGGAUUUUGGACGUUCCAGAAAACAAUAAUAAUCCAAAACAAGCCAACAAGAAAAUCGAGGAUGAUAUUUUGAAUUACGGUGGCGGAGCAGAAGCUCGUCUAAGACAAUUAGAGGUUAGGAGUAAUCCUAGACCAGCGCCAAUUGCCGAAGGAAGAAUGAGAUUACAAGAAAACAGGUAUAGUUCCUCAUUGGAAGCAAAUAUGACUAAAUUUACAACAAAUACUAUAGAACCAAAGAAAGGUGCAUCAUCUAAUCCUUUUGAAGAUGAUUAUGAUGAUGAAAAAGAUCCGUUUAGAGAUGAUGAUGAUUCCGAUAAAAAUAAUCCUUUCAACGAUAAUUACAUAGCGAUGUGAUGAAUUACUCCGUGUACUGCAGCUUUUCUUAUUUUUUCUUUUAUAUAUUUUUGUAAUAUUUUACAAAGUUAUAUUAUUUAUUACAGAUCACCAUGUUAAUAUUUUUAUUUGAUUGUAUUUGUGAUAUGUACUUUCUAAUGUCCAAUAUUUUCUUUUUUGAAAAUUAAAAUACUUUUUUCAA
Messenger RNA from Diorhabda sublineata, 3525 nucleotides. RefSeq names its product vacuolar protein sorting-associated protein 11 homolog (gene Vps11). Gene Ontology annotation, cellular component: endosome; HOPS complex. NCBI's taxonomy places the organism in Eukaryota, Metazoa, Arthropoda, Insecta, Coleoptera, Chrysomelidae. The transcript has 16 exons. Gene Ontology annotation, molecular function: protein-macromolecule adaptor activity; protein binding. The record is from RefSeq and is a predicted model, not a curated record. Gene Ontology annotation, biological process: organelle fusion; intracellular protein transport; endosome organization. The coding region runs from base 237 to 3344 and encodes 1035 amino acids.